Suillus fuscotomentosus is the source of this 438-nucleotide messenger RNA. RefSeq lists its product as uncharacterized. The record is from RefSeq and is a predicted model, not a curated record. The coding region runs from base 1 to 438 and encodes 145 amino acids. NCBI's taxonomy places the organism in Eukaryota, Fungi, Basidiomycota, Agaricomycetes, Boletales, Suillaceae. The transcript is spliced from 4 exons.
AUGACUGGGAAGGCCAAAGCUGCUCUAGAAGAGCAGACUAUCAGAACUUUGUUGAAGAAGCAUAAUAACAACAGCAGUGGAGAUAGUGGGAAUAUAAACCUAAAAAAGGCCAAAAAAACCCUACUGCCUAAUAACACUCCCACUAAUAGUGUAGGAUCUAUGGAUGAAGAUGAGAUGGCAGAAGAUGAGCUCUGUAUUUGCAAUAACCUCAAUGCAAAUAUCAUAUUAAUCAAAUUAUUGAAAUGGAUGGCCACUGUGCUUAUUAUUUCAAGUGCCAAUGACAAAGAGAAAGUUAUGUACUCCAACCAUCAACAUUCAAGGAUGAUGGACGAGGCAUAUAAUGAAGACAGAUUUGUUGAUGAGGCUGAGUUGUUGGAUGAGACUGAAGAGAUUCAACCAGUCAAGUUAGUGCUUGUCAAGGUGCACAAGCUUGCAUGA